AUGCCCUCAAUUUUAUUUAUUAGAGAUUUAGUACAAACAUUGCGAUCGAUCUUUAGGAAGCUACAAAACCAAACAGUGAACACCGAGAGGACUUCUUGUUUGGACGGGAAGUGGAACUUUGUUUCCGGCUCGUCGCCCAAAGCAACCAGUAACAUCACCUGCGACUGUACCCUCAACUCCAGUUCAGUCUGUCGUGUCACAAACAUACAGCUAAGAGGUUUCAAUUUGCGAGGAAUUAUCCCGCCAGAAUUUGGGAACCUCACGCGUCUUACAGAGAUAGAUCUUCAGCUAAACUUUCUCAGUGGAACAAUACCUACGUCAUUGUCUCGAAUUCCGCUUGAAAUCUUGUCUGUAGCCGGAAACCCUCUCUCCGGACCAUUUCCUCCUCAAAUCGGAGAGAUUACUACACUUACUGUAGUGCAAUUGGAAACUAAUCUGUUCACAGGAUCACUUCCUUCAAACUUAGGGAACUUGAGAAGUCUUAAAAGAUUGUAA
This is a messenger RNA of Camelina sativa (false flax), 495 nucleotides long. Its product is annotated as putative leucine-rich repeat receptor-like serine/threonine-protein kinase At3g14840. NCBI's taxonomy places the organism in Eukaryota, Viridiplantae, Streptophyta, Magnoliopsida, Brassicales, Brassicaceae. The record is from RefSeq and is a predicted model, not a curated record. Gene Ontology annotation, molecular function: protein binding.